This is a messenger RNA of Neoarthrinium moseri, 1020 nucleotides long. RefSeq lists its product as uncharacterized. The coding region runs from base 1 to 1020 and encodes 339 amino acids. Gene Ontology annotation, cellular component: mitochondrial inner membrane. The transcript has 2 exons. Gene Ontology annotation, biological process: mitochondrial proton-transporting ATP synthase complex assembly. NCBI's taxonomy places the organism in Eukaryota, Fungi, Ascomycota, Sordariomycetes, Amphisphaeriales, Apiosporaceae. The record is from RefSeq and is a predicted model, not a curated record.
AUGAGAGGCACCGUUGUCAAGCCCAUGGGGUUCGUGCUUCCCCGGAGGCCACAAAUACUAUGCCUCCUGUGCGAAUCGCGAGCCUUCAGCACAUCACACCGACAGCUUUCCGAAAAGGCACAGGCGACAGCAGCCAAAACAUUGGCUCCCGGCACGUUCCCGGUGUCUGCUAAAACCAUCGCUCCUUCGCCCCUUGAGAAUGCGCCACGGGGUUACGGCAAGCGUGUCGAGGAUUUUACGCCCGUCCCGUUGCCUCGGCCUAUAGGCAUGCCGUUCCCGCCAGAGGCCGGUCAGAAUACAGGCCUUGAUAACCGAACGAUAAAGCAGCGCAGAGACGACUUUGUCAACUGGAAUAAGCACCUAGAGAGAAGGGAGGAACUGAAAACACAAUUCCGUAAGCCCUACUUCCGUGACUGGACGAACCUCGAGCUUCACAAGGGCAAGACUUUCAUCUGCCCCCCGCGGCUGUUCAAGGGCGAGCUCUCGCUCUGGUUCCCGAACCUAUACGGCACAACCCUCCUCAAGUCCGACCGCAAACCACGCGACACGACGCCCGUACUAGAAGACAAGGUGUCCGUGGUCAGCGUGUACAGCGGACAAUGGGCCGAGAACCAGGCCAAGUCCUUUGCCUCUGCCGAGGCCAACCCUGAGCUGGUAGAGCUGCUCCAGGACAACACAGACAAGGCGCAGCACGUGCAGAUCAACAUUGAGGGAGACCGGUUGAAGGCCUUCUUGAUCAAAUUGUUCAUGGGCGGGCUCCGGAAGAGUGUCGGCGAGGCGAAUUGGGGGAAAUACUUCCUCGUCCGCAAGGGCGUCUCGGAUGAACUCAAGGAGGCGAUCGGCUUGCUGAACAGCAAGGUCGGCUAUGUGUACCUUGUGGACAGCCAGUGCCGCAUCCGCUGGGCCGGGAGUGGUUACGCUGAGGACCAUGAGAGAUCCGGCUUGGUGAAGGGCGUGCAGAGGUUGCUCGAGGAGGAAAAGAGCGCCAAGCCGAGGGUUAAGACUACCGUAAAGGCGUGA